Molecule: messenger RNA, 1009 nt
Organism: Medicago truncatula (barrel medic)
Lineage: Eukaryota; Viridiplantae; Streptophyta; Magnoliopsida; Fabales; Fabaceae
Product: vicilin-like seed storage protein At2g18540
Exons: 1
Coding region: 36-770 (244 amino acids)
Molecular function (GO): protein binding
Source: RefSeq, a predicted model, not a curated record
ACGGGGCCUAAUUUUCUAACCAAAGUAUAGUAGCAAUGGUAUUCAUUGUGCCACCGAGCGGCGAAAAGUUUUCCUUAGACGUAAACCCUAACACCACCACUCUCCAUCAGCUGAAGGUCGCGAUCCAACAAUUCAACGGCAUGCCUGUUUCCAAUCAGCGUCUCUUCUUUUCUCUGAGUCUCGGACAAAACGAUUCUGAUCUCAUCUCUAACCUUGGAAUUGGACCCUUCUCAACCCUAACCCUGCACACCCCCUUUUAUGGCGGUGCCGACGAUGACACAAUCGGGGCAACCUCCAGUACCGUAAAGGAUGAAUUAGUCAAGGAGGUGGAUUCUGAUUCUGAGUCUGAGUCUGAGUCUGAGUCCGAUGCCAAGGCCAGGGCGGACUCUGAAUAUUUGAUUUACCCAGACUCAGAUUCAGAUGUGGAUGAUAAGAUAGAAAAGAGACGCCAAAGUGAACUUUUUGAAAUUCGUAGGAGGAGAAAUUCUGCCAAAUUUGAAGAACAACGCAUGAGUAUCUUCUUUAAGAAUUAUGAGGAGAAGUUCUGUGCUGAGAUGGAGCGUUGGUGGGAAGAAGAAGACAAGAAGUUUUUAGAAGAAGAAAAGGAGGCCGAGGAGGAGCUAUUGAAGGAGAUUGAAGAGGAUCGCAAGCAGGCCGAGGAGGAGGCUAGGAAGAAAGUCAAGAGGGCAAGGAAAGCCGAGGAGGUGGCUAGGAAGAAAGUCAAGAGGGCAAAGAAAGCCGAGGAGGCAGAGGCAAAGGCAAAGGAUUAAUGAAUAUUUCAAGAAUUAGAGAAGGACUAGAUUUGCACUAUUAUGUUUUUCAUGAUAAUAAUAAUAAUUGUAUUAGUAUGUUCUCCUUUGUGUGCCUCUCUCUCUCUCUCUUUGAGAAGAUUGUUAUGUUAUCUCUCUGUUCUGUGGGUUGUUUUUCUGUUUUCCCAAAAUACGGAUUUAUAAUUAUUUUGUAUUCAUUUUUUUCUUCUUCUAGUUUUUACCAUGCUUUGGAUGUUUAA